AUGGAUGUUGCAAUGAAAGAGGCUCAUGGCAAGGUGCCAGUGACCCUCCUGACUGGCUUCCUUGGGGCGGGAAAGACGACGCGGUUGAACCGCACACUGAGUGAAGGCAAGAGCCGGAUCGCCGUCAUCGAGAAUGAGAUUGGUGCUUUGGGCGUCGAUGGAAGCCUGGUGGCCAAUGCGCACACUGAGGCAGAUGGUGUCAUAGAGCUCGCGAACGGUUGCCUUUGCUGCUCAGCAGAAGUAGACCUGGUAGCAGCGUUGGAGGCGUUGAUUCGCCGACAUCAACUGAGACCACUGGAUCGGAUCAUCAUUGAGACCACUGGUUUGGCUGAUCUAGGGCCAGUGAUCUCUCUUUUGGAAGAUAAGACCGAUCCUAUGGCAGAGGAUUUGUAUCUGGAUGGCACAGUGACUGUAGUGGACCUUUGCAGCUUCCGACGCUGGGUAGAAAAGAAAAAAGCGCUCGGACUUGUCUCCAUUUGCGGACUUGGCAUCAUGUUUGCGCGUGCGACUCUCUUCAGCCUUUUGGUGAGUGCUUGGGGUGACACUGCGGUCAUCGAUUCGGCCCUCCAGAGUGAUGAUCAAUGUGACGCCGCCGAUGCUGAGUGCAGCUUCAACGCUUUGCAGCUUCGUGGUUUCAAAGAGGAGAUGGAACUGGAGGAGGGUAACGAAGAAUCUGAAGGCUGGUUGAAGGAUAUCAGCACCAAGACCAAGAACCACUUCAAGCACAUCUUGGCACCUCUCCAGAAGCCCAUUGUGACCAACUAUCAAUACUUGACGGUGUUGGAUACCUACGUGAACUACACCAUGAGGAAGAUAGAGAAUGCCACCGGCCGCAUUGUUGUGUGGAACCGCAAAUCCUUGCUCCAGGAAGCUGAGGAAGAGACUGAAGAGUCCACCGAAGAGGACGAGGAGGAAGUCCAGAACACUUGGAGCCGCCGCCGCCACGUUGGAAAGUCGGAAGAGUUGCCGCCACGCGCUCGAUACAUCAACAAGAUCCUGAUCUACCUCAACAAGGAGAUGGAUGCUGUGUGGAACCUGAACACCAUUGUGGACCGUAAGCGCUGGGGUGUUGGAAACACCAUCACUUCCUCUCCUUACGGACCUCAUGGAGAGCACCCUAAGCGCUGGCGAGCAAAUGUCACCGUUCCCUUCCCAACCAAGGCGCCCAGCAACCCAGUGCUGAACUUGAACAAUUCUUUGGUCAUGCACAUGAAGCCAGAGAAUCGCAAGUAUGACAACAAGUAUGCCCAACAGUUGCAGGCCGACUACGCGAUUGACAACAUCAAUGAUGCCAGCAAGAAGUGCAAUGACCUUCGCGCUCGCCUCUUCAAGAUGGAUUGGUAUGCCAACAAGUUCAUUAAACUCCCAAGUGGAGUGUGGAACAAGAUUGUUGAGAUGAAAGGCUUACCUCGCAUAUUUUUGCUAACGAGCAAGCACUCUGAGCUUGCCAACUUCACUAGGUCCAGUGGUUUCGGGAUGUCAUCUUCGCAGGCACAGCCAGCGGUGGGACCUGGUCGACUGGCGGCUCUUCGUAGCUUCUGGCGGCAGGUGGCCUUUGCAGACCAGCUGAUCCUCAGCAAGGCGGACCAGGUGACGACAACCAAGGACAUGUGGGAGGCGGGUGAGCCUGCGAUCAAGAUCUUGCAAGGGGUGAAUCCAGUGGCUGAGAUCAUUUUCGAAGAGGAGAUUCGGCCAUUGCCAGCGCCCCGUGGUCCGCAAACCUCCGGCCGGGGCGAGUGUCUAGGCCCGAGCCUCGAGCUUGUGGAGGAGGACGAGGCAUGCCAAAAGCUCUUGGAAGAUUUGUUGUCCUAUGCCGUCUAUGCGGUGGCAAAGAACGAAGCAGAUAUCCGAGACACCCUGCGAAACAGGGUCAAGGUCCAAAAUUGGCCGGUGGACGAGAAUUCUGCCGUGGAGUUGGACAUCUUGUGGCCAGGAGCCGGCUACGAUUCGGCUGCUUGUGCUGGCAGCUUUGAGGUCCUGGCACUGCUGGCCAACAAAGGCCUGCUGAAGCUGCGAGAUUUCAUGGGGGCCUCCGGAGGGGCCACCAGUGCCCUCUUGGCCUUGGCAGAUCCCCAGGAGAGCAGCAGGACGAUGUUGACAUUUUACAUGGUCUAUGCCAAGUGGGUGGCGGAAACGCCCCGCUCGACUCUGCGACAAGUUUGGCAAACCACACCGCUUUGGCGGGAAAUCUACCGCCGAGCAAUCCAUGAAGAUGAAGCAUUUGAACGCGUGAAUCAACGUGGAUAUGUUGCAAUGGCGUGUGGCAGAACCAUAUUUCAGUGGCAGAACUGGGUGUUGCAUCACUUCACAGACAGAGAGCAAUGUGUUCAAGCCUAUGAAGCGAGUGGAGAGGCGUCCUUGAGAGGCGCCUUGGCGGGUCGCCAGCUGCCUGGCCUCCAAGGACUUGGCAAAUGCUGUGAUGGAGGUGGUGUACUUCCAUUCCCCGGUCGCGAGGGCAAACUGUCGUUCUAUCAUCACAGCUACUACGGCUCUGCAACAAACUGUACGAUGGAGACCAUCGACAACUUGUUUCGAAGGGGCGUUGAUGAUGCCAUCCGCAUGUUCUGUGACUCCUACGACACCUGCAAAUUUCGAUCUUUGCAGUAUGGAGGCACCAUCCUCGGCUACAGCCGUGAAAUCUUCUGGGAAGGAAACAGCAUGAGUGGACUGCGAGCCUCUGCACGUUUCUUCAAUGUAGAGAAAGGUGAAGAGGAAGAUGAACUUCCAUAA
Molecule: messenger RNA, 2730 nt
Organism: Cladocopium goreaui
Lineage: Eukaryota; Dinophyceae; Suessiales; Symbiodiniaceae
Source: the annotation of a GenBank genome assembly